AUGCACCCUGUGGAGAAAAGGCCUGUGCGCGUGAUUGCAGUAGACGUGGGUAUGAAGUUCAACCAGAUCCGCUGCUUCACGCACCGUGGUGUUGAGCUGAAAGUGGUACCAUGGGAUUACGACUACUUGGCAUCGUCGGAAGAGCCGUUCGACGGCUUGUUCGUGUCAAACGGUCCGGGUGAUCCCACAAUGGCGAAGCCGACCAUCGUGCGUUUAGCAAAGGCGAUGGAGAAUGCAGAUAGACCGAUAUUCGGGAUCUGUCUCGGCCACCAGCUGCUGGCGCUUGCUGCUGGCGCGUCAACAUCCAAGAUGAAAUACGGUAACCGAGGGCACAACAUUCCGUGUACCGACGCGCUCAGUGGGAGGUGCUAUAUCACCAGCCAGAACCACGGAUAUCAAGUCGACACGAGUUCUCUGUCGGAUGGAUGGAAAGAGCUCUUCAAAAACGCAAACGACGGCAGCAACGAAGGUAUCUACUGCGUUGACAAACCAUUUUUUUCUGUGCAGUUCCACCCAGAGUCGACGCCGGGACCGCGCGACACAGAAUUCCUUUUCGACGUGUUCAUCCAGAAUAUUCUUGACUGUGCAAAGACGCGCAAGCUCGUACCCAUUUCCAUGCCCGGUGGGACGAAAGAAGAGAACGAGAAGCGCGUCCCAAGGGCCAAUGUGCAAAAAGUCCUCGUCUUGGGUUCCGGCGGCCUCUCAAUUGGCCAGGCGGGCGAGUUUGACUACUCGGGUUCGCAGGCGAUUAAGGCUCUCAAGGGGGAAGGAAUUUACACCAUUCUCGUGAACCCAAACAUUGCAACGAUUGCUACCUCGAGAGGCCUUGCGGACAAGGUGUACUUCCUACCUGUCACGCCCGAGUUCGUACGCAAAAUCAUUAAGUAUGAGAAGCCGGACGGGAUCUAUGUCACGUUUGGAGGACAGACUGCUCUCAAUGUCGGGAUCAAGCUGAAGGACGAGUUCGAGGCGCUCGGCGUGAAGGUGCUCGGGACACCGAUCGACACCAUCAUUACGACGGAGGAUCGACAAUUAUUUGCUAGCGCCAUGGCGGAGAUUGGCGAGCGCUGUGCGCAAUCGAGUACAGCGACCACGCUUGAUGAGGCAGUCGCUGCGGCUAAUACUAUCAAUUAUCCGGUGAUUGUUCGCGCCGCGUACGCCUUGGGCGGUCUCGGAUCGGGCUUCGCCCAAGACGAGAAGCAACUCAAGGCACUGUGUAGUAAGGCCUUCGCAACAAGUCCUCAAGUUCUUGUAGAAAAGAGCAUGAAGGGCUGGAAGGAGAUAGAGUACGAGGUGGUCAGAGAUUGCCGAGACAACUGCAUCACGGUCUGUAAUAUGGAGAAUUUUGACCCUCUCGGAAUCCACACUGGGGAUUCAAUCGUCGUGGCUCCGUCCCAAACGCUCUCGGAUGCAGAUUACAAUAUGCUCCGGACAACGGCCAUCAACGUCAUCCGACAUCUCGGAGUUGUGGGUGAAUGCAAUAUUCAAUAUGCUCUGAAUCCCUUCUCCAAGGAGUAUUGCAUCAUUGAGGUAAAUGCCCGACUUUCUCGGUCAUCUGCCCUCGCUUCGAAGGCGACAGGCUAUCCUCUCGCCUUCAUUGCUGCGAAGCUUGGCUUAGGUAUUCCAUUGAAUGAGAUCAAGAACUCAGUAACCAAGGUCACUAGCGCCUGCUUUGAGCCAAGUCUCGACUACGUCGUCGUGAAGAUACCUCGCUGGGACCUCAAGAAGUUCAGUCGCGUUAGUAGACUCUUGAGCAGUAGCAUGAAGAGUGUAGGAGAGGUAAUGAGCAUCGGCCGGUCAUUCCAAGAGACCAUUCAGAAGGCCAUCCGCGCUAUUGAUGACCAGUUUACCGGGUUCGCUAAGAAUGAUUUUGUCGAGGACAUAGACGAGGAGCUAAUGAACCCCACCGACAAGCGCAUCUUUGCUAUUGCGGCUGCGUUCCAUCGCGGGUACAGCGUCGAUAAGAUUUGGCAGAUGACAAACAUCGACAAGUGGUUUUUGACGCAACUGCAGUCUAUUCAUCAUAUGGAGAAACGCCUUUCGGACUACACUAUCUCGAGCAUCGGUAGUAUGGCGCUCCGUCAAGCAAAGCAGCUAGGAUUUUCCGACCGUCAGCUUGCAGGGUGCAUGGGCUCCACGGAGCUAGCAGUCCGACGAUUGCGCCAGGAGUACGGGGUGAUGCCCUAUGUCAAGCAAAUUGAUACCGUCGCCGCAGAAUUCCCGGCAUACACAAAUUACCUCUACACGACGUAUAAUGCCGUCGAGCACGACAUCACGUUCAACGAUCGCGGUGUAAUGGUCCUGGGUUCUGGUGUCUAUCGUAUUGGAUCCUCCGUAGAAUUUGACUGGUGUGCGGUACGCGCCAUCAGAACACUUCGCGACAAUGGUCUGCCUACGGUCAUGGUCAAUUAUAAUCCCGAGACCGUCAGCACCGACUACGACGAGGCUGAUCGGCUCUACUUUGAGAAUAUCAGUCUCGAGACAAUUCUGGAUGUUUACGACACCGAGUCUUCGCGGGGUGUAAUUAUCUCUAUGGGUGGGCAGACACCGAACAACAUUGCCCUGCCGCUGUACCGCCAGAACGUCAAGAUAUACGGAACGUCACCGGAAAUGAUCGAUACAGCAGAGAACAGGUUCAAGUUCUCCCGUCUAUUGGACGAGAUUGGCGUCGACCAGCCUUCGUGGAAGGAACUGUCGAGCUUCGACGAGGCUCACGCGUUCUGCGACAAAGUCGGGUAUCCCGUACUUGUCCGGCCGUCGUAUGUUUUGUCAGGUGCUGCCAUGAAUGUAGUCUUCAGCGAGAACGAUCUGUCCAGCUAUCUGUCGCAAGCAACGGCAGUAUCCCGUGACCACCCGGUUGUCAUCUCGAAAUACAUUGAGGGCGCGAAGGAGAUCGAGAUGGAUGCGGUAGCCAAAGGCGGCAAGAUGAUCAUGCAUUACAUCUCAGAGCAUGUCGAGAAUGCCGGAGUACAUUCCGGCGAUGCUACAUUGAUCCAUCCUCCCCAGGAUCUCGAUCCCGAGACCGUACGACAGAUUGAAGAAGCCACAGCGAAGAUCGGGAAUGCGUUGAACGUUACAGGGCCUUUCAACAUCCAGUUCAUUGCCAAGAACAACGAGAUCAAGGUGAUCGAAUGCAACCUUCGUGCCGCGCGUUCAUUCCCCUUCGUGUCCAAGGUCACCGGAGUGGAUGCCAUUGAGAUGGCUACUAAGGCGAUGCUGGACUUGCCUGUUGAGUCGUAUCCGUAUAUCGCUUUGCCUGCAGAUUACGUCGGUGUCAAGGUUCCACAAUUUAGCUUCAGCCGAUUGUCGGGUGCAGAUCCAGUUCUAGGAGUCGAGAUGGCCUCUACUGGAGAAGUGGCUUGUUUUGGCAAGGACAAAUACGAGGCCUAUAUCAAGGCCCUGAUUUCUACCGGGAUCGUUCCGCCAAAGAAGAACAUUUUGUUCUCGAUCGGUAGUUACAAAGAAAAGCUGGAAAUUCUGCCUUCCGUGCAAAAGUUACAUAACGCUGGUUACAACAUCUUUGCAACAUCCGGGACUGCUGACUUCCUCACAGAGCACAACGUUCCUUGCAAGUACCUCGAGACACUUGGAGAAGACAGCGAGCAGAAGUCUGAAUAUUCGCUCACUCAGCAUUUAGCGAACAAUCUCAUCGAUAUGUACAUCAAUUUGCCUUCCAAAAAUCAUUACCGACGUCCCGCGAGUUAUGCCAGCAAAGGAUAUCGCAGUCGGCGAAUGGCUGUUGACUUCGCGGUGCCCUUGAUAACUAACGUGAAAGUUGCGAAGCUGUUCUUUGAAGCCUUGGUCCGCAGGCUUCCCCUCGAGGUCUCUCCUGUCGACGCGAAGACAUCACACGAUACGCAUACCUUCGCCGGACUUAUCAAUAUUGCCGCGUUUGUCCCAGGUCUUACAAUUCCUGGAAGCCUCGACUUCUCCGAGGCUACCAAAGCGUCUACUAGUGGAGGCUUCAUCACGUCACUUAUCCUCCCUGUCGGCGCAGGAAACAAGAUUGUGGAUACAGCCUCUCUCGAAGCCGCGCGUGCCAAUGUUGUGGGAUCUGCGUAUUGCAAUUAUGCUCUGAGUAUCUCCGCUACGGCCAGCAAUGUCAAGUCUCUGGACGAGGAGAUCGAGGCAGACGUAAAGACACUAUUCAUUCCCUUCCAUUAUAGCGACGCAGAGAGCCAGGUUUCUGUCGUCGCAGAGCACUUCGCUGCCUGGCCCGUUGACAAGCCCAUUGUUACGGACGCUAAGGGCGCUGAUUUGGCUCCGGUCCUCUUGAUCGCAGGUUUGCACAACCGGAGUCUACAUGUUACCAAUGUGCAGAGCAAGGACGACAUACUCCUCAUCUCUCUCAGCAAGGCGAAACAACUGAAGGUCACAUGCGACGUAUCCGUGUACUCACUGUUCUACUCGCGUGCUGACUUCCCAGGAGUAACUUGUCUACCCACUGCAGAGGAUCAGAAGGCGCUUUGGCAGAGCUUGGAUGUCAUCGACGCAUUCUCAGUGGGCACGGUGCCAUACCAGUUAGCCCACGAGAUUGGGAAGCCUGCGGACGCAUCUUCUGGUAUUCGAGAAGCGCUUCCACUGCUCCUGAACGCUGUUUCUGAGGGCAGGCUGACCUUAGACGCCGUUCGCCAACGCCUCCACGAGAAUCCCAUCCGUAUUUUCGGCCUCCCAGAUCAAGGAAACACGAGCGUGGAGGUAAUCGUUGGACGCAAAUCGCAAUUCCGAAACACAGGCGCGAGUUGGUCGCCAUUGACUGGUUCGCUUGUGGCCGGCGCAGUGGAUCGAGUGCUUGUCCAUGGCCAGACAGUAUUCCUGGACGGUGAGGUCACCGCAUCUCCUAUAGGAAGAGAUCUCUCGAGUGCGACGGUCUCGCACGUACCAGCCGAACGUUCAAUGUCUAUUUCGGGCCAGCGACCAGAUCUCGGAACGGCUGCACAGUCACAAAGCAAGGGUGUAGAUGCUGCGGCACAAACACAAGCACAGAAGACCUCCGCACCGGCUGUUGCUCCGUUGCAGGGACCCGCGACUACUCCUCAGGCGGUUUUCACACACCUGGUGCCCCAUCCAGCGUUCCAUCGCAAGCACAUCCUGACGGUAAAGCAAUUCAAGCACCGGGAUUUACACGAUCUCUUCGCGCUGGCGCAGGAAAUGCAGUUGCAGGUUGAACGAAAUGGGACGCUAGAUGUGCUAAAAGGGAAGGUACUUGCGACGUUGUUCUUUGAGCCGUCGACGCGUACCAGCUCGUCUUUUGAUGCCGCCAUGAAACGUUGCGGAGGAGAAGUUGUUGCAGUACACGUGGAUGCGUCGUCAGUCCAGAAGGGAGAGAGCCUGGCGGACACAAUACGCACUCUGGGAUGCUAUGCGGAUGCGAUCGUGAUCAGACAUCCGGAUGUGGGCAGCUCACAGCUGGCUGCUAAGUUCUCGCCGGUACCGAUCUUGAACGCGGGAGAUGGUAUUGGGGAACACCCCUCGCAGGCGUUGUUGGACGUGUUCACCAUUCGUUCAGAGCUUGGUACCGUCAACGGAAAGACGAUCACGAUGCUUGGAGAUCUCAAGAAUGGGCGAACGGUGCACAGCCUUGUCGCGCUGCUUUCGCUCUACUCUGUCCGACUCAACUUCGUCGCGCCGCCAGCGCUGGCGAUGCCCGCAGCUGUCGUGAGCGCCGCUCGCCGCGCUGGCGUACCCGUGCAUCAAUGCGAGAGCAUUGAAGAUGUUCUCGCUGAGACGGACGUACUCUACGUGACACGCCUGCAGCGGGAGAGGUUCAAAGAUGAGACUGAGUGGGCGACGGCGAGGGAGGGUUACCGCGUGGACCAUGCUCUGUUGGCGCGUGCAAAAGAAGACAUGAUCGUAAUGCACCCCCUGCCGCGGGUCAAUGAAAUCGAUCCGGAAGUGGACUUCGACUCCCGACGGGCAGUAUACUUCCGGCAGAUGCGCUACGGACUCUUUAUCCGUAUGGCGCUUCUGGCGAGCGUCAUGGGCUGA
Fibroporia radiculosa is the source of this 5988-nucleotide messenger RNA. RefSeq lists its product as uncharacterized. Gene Ontology annotation, cellular component: cytoplasm; carbamoyl-phosphate synthase complex. Gene Ontology annotation, molecular function: aspartate carbamoyltransferase activity; ATP binding; metal ion binding. The record is from RefSeq and is a predicted model, not a curated record. Gene Ontology annotation, biological process: 'de novo' pyrimidine nucleobase biosynthetic process; L-arginine biosynthetic process. Lineage: Eukaryota; Fungi; Basidiomycota; Agaricomycetes; Polyporales; Fibroporiaceae. Bases 1 to 5988 code for a protein of 1995 amino acids. The transcript is spliced from 9 exons.